AUGUACACGGGAGAUUUCAUCAAUUUACCAUUCCCGAUUGUAGCAAAUGUAGAUGGCAUAACCCGCAAUAAUAUGGAUCGCACAGUAAAAGUUUAUAAAACACGGCGAAAUGGAGAGGAUAACAAUUUCAAACAACUCUACCGUUUCAAUCGAGCGAACGUUGAUCAUGUCGCCGAAACAUUUUUGAAAAACAGCUCUGAAACUCGAGGAGGAGCUUUAUCAAAUGUACAAAAGAUGAAAUGCUUCUUAAGAUAUGUUGGUGAUCCAGGAUUCCAGGUUGGUGUUGGAGAAGAUUUAGGUGUUCACCAAACGACAGUUUGCAAAACCAUAUGGUCCGUGUGCAAUGCUAUCGUUGAAAGGUCUGAUGAAUGGAUACACUUUCCCAGCUUACCAACGGAAUUGGAACACGCAAAGAAAAUGUGGCAAUCUAAAUAUAAGUUUCCCAGUGCUAUCGGUGCUAUUGAUUGCACUCACGUUUUAAUCAAACGUCCAGGUAAAAAAACGAAUAUUUUCAAUAUUUUGCAAGAUAACGCAUCUGGAGGUCUAUUGCUAGCGGAUGAAGCUUAUCCUCUCACUCCUUGGAUGAUGACACCCUAUAGAGAUCCUACAACUUCGUCACAGAAAGUAUACAACGCGUUUCACAAACGAGAAAGAGUAAUAAUUGAACGAGUUUUUGGACAAGUGAAACAAAGAUUUCCUUUAUUGCAAUCUAAAGUACGUGUAAAAACUGAGAGAAUACCACGCAUGAUUGCUGCUUGCUUUGUACUACAUAACGUUGCAAAACAUUUUAACGACAAGGACUUCUAUCCAGAGGAAACUAUAACCUAUUGUAUUGCUGUACCGCGGCCAACAGUCACCAACAGCUCACUUUUACAACGAGGACUAAAACGUCGUGAUGCGAUCGCUUCAUUUCUACGAGGCGAUAAUGUUCAUUGA
Molecule: messenger RNA, 936 nt
Organism: Armigeres subalbatus
Lineage: Eukaryota; Metazoa; Arthropoda; Insecta; Diptera; Culicidae
Product: putative nuclease HARBI1
Exons: 2
Coding region: 1-936 (311 amino acids)
Source: RefSeq, a predicted model, not a curated record